AUGUGCUCGCUCUUCAGAGUACUAGGCCUACGUACCAGAGAAUCACUGUCUCUGAAGAUCUACAGAGAAUCACUAUCUCCUGAGAAAUUUACAGCAAGAAAGCCUUUUAUAAUCUGCAGUUCAACAGAAAGAGAGAAAGAACUAGAAGGUGCACAUUCACCCGACAUGGAGUCAGUCAGUAAGGUCCCGAGUAUAUCUUCUUCUGUGCCGGUCUUUAUCACAGUCAAUGCAGUUGCUCCCAACUACAACUAUACAGCGCGCAGGGCUGUGGUGGUGUAUCCAACCAAAAAAGUUACAUUAAUACAAUUGGAACGGUCUUCUUACAAGCCCGGACAGAAAGUGCGUUUCAAUGUGUUUUCAUUGGAUAAUAACUUGAAACCAGUAGAGGACAAGUAUCCUAUUAUCUACGUAACGGAUCCUGCUGGAAACCGGCAAUUUCAGUGGACAAACCAGGAAACAAAUAACAGCAUUCUUGCCUUAUCCUUCGAUUUACUCCCUGACCCAGAGCUCGGGGCAUACAGAAUACAAGUUCAAAGAGAGUCUGGAGAAUCCGUUUCCCAAAUUGCCAAUGUUGAAAAAUAUGUUUUGCCUAAAUUUACAUUUGAAAUAUCAGGUCCCAAUUCCAUAACCACCAUGGACGAGAUGUUUGCAAUCCAAGUCAAAGCCAAGUAUAGCUAUGAACAGCCACUCCCUGGGAAAGUUUCAAUCAGAACUUGCAGACAGUCAAUCAAUUACUACAGAGGAAAUGCCUGCAACAGGAAUCCUGAUGGUCUUUGCUCUAUCGUCACUGGAAAUUUGGACUCUGAAGGUACAUUCAAUGGAGAACUUGACCUGGCACCUUUCCAGCUUGGUCUGUCAGGAUACACUAUGUCAAUGAAUAUGGAUAUAAUUGUGACUGAAAAUGGUACAGGAAUUCAAGCAAAGAAGACAAAGGUUAUAGGCAUUACUAAUCAGAUGGCCCGGGCGUUUUUUAACCGUAAGAACAUGGAACUGCAAUUCAAAAGAGGAAUUCCGAUGUAUGUAGAGGUUGCUGUUGUAGAUGCUCAUGAAAAUCCACUGAGUGAUCAGAUAGUUGAAUUGAAACUAAAUGGAGUAACUCUUAAGAAUCUGACCACAAAUGCCAAUGGCACAGCCCAGGACUUCAUUGAUACAUCUGAUCAGGAUAAAUCACAGAUCAGUAUCGAGGUCAGUUACAAGAACUCUGAAGAAUGUCACGACCCCAACUUUAUUACUCCCACUUAUUCCAAUGACUUCUACACAGCCGAACGGUACUAUUCUCCAUCUGCAAGCUUUGUGCAUAUAGAAGGACCCAAAGAGGAGCUUCAAUGUGGGCAAACAUAUACUCUUACUGCCAAGUACAUAUUUGGCCGUUCAGGCCUUCAAGAAGGGGAAACCACCGCAGAUUUCAAAUACAUAAUAAUGUCAAGGGGAAAGAUUAUGAGGUUUGGAACUUUCUCAGCAGAUCUGACCAACUCUCUGAAAGGAGAAUUUACAAUCCCCGUAGAGGUAACUGUAGACCUUGUUCCGGUUAUUGACAUUGUUGUCUACUGCACAUUGGAGAAAGAGGUUGUGACACACACCCUUCGCCUCAAUACUGAAAAAUGCUUCAGGAACAAGGCAUCCUUGCAUUUCUCAGAAGAAAGAGCAAAACCCGGUUCCACUAUUAACUUGAACAUUACAUCAUCACCAAACUCUCUUUGUGCCAUGAGGGUCUAUGAUUCAAGUCUUCAGUUUCUCCGCCAAGAAAACCUUCUCACACCUGAAACGGUGUAUUCAUCUCUACAAUACAAUAGUCUGAAUGGAUACUAUUUUGAGGGGUACAACGUAGCUCCACAAGACCCUCCUUGUGUUGAUGGUAGUAAACAAUACCUGAUUGAUGGUUUGUACUAUUCACCUGUUGAGUCCCCGAAUGAAAGAGACACCUUUGAGCAGUUAAGCAGCGUCGGCUUGCAUUUUAUUACAAGUAUAAGAUUGAAAAAACCUACCUUGUGCGGUGGAUCAAUUUUUGUCAACAACAAUUUUAGACGGCCCGGACUUGCAUUUGAUUCCUCCUCAUUUGCGUCAGAAAGUUCGUCCUUCAGCAUCCUGAAUAGCCCUAACAUCCUGAAUAGCCCUAACAUCCCGGGUGGUGAGAUCCGAAGUGUGCGGACAAUCUUUCCUGAAGUGUUGCUCUUUAGUCAAGCGCAAACUGAUGAAAGUGGUUCACAGUCAGUGGCAGUGGAGGUACCUGGCACUAUCACUAAAUGGAAUGGUGAAAUAGCCUGCAUGGAUUCUAACACUGGAUUUGGAAUGAACACAUCCCCGACCAGCUUCACAUCCUUCCAGGAGAUGUUUGUAGAUGUUGCUCUUCCUUAUUCCUUACUCCGAGAUGAGACUGUAGUUCUAAAUGCUGUAGUGUCAAAUUUUAUGGACAAGAGUGCUAAGAUUCGUGUAACAGUAGCGCCUUCUGCUGACUACACAGUAGAAUCACUGGAUGAGGAACUAGUCAAAUGUGUUUCUUCUGGGGGAAGAGCUUCGUUCUCCUUCAGCAUGAAAGCCCAAGCAAGCGACAUCAUAUCAGUCAAUGUAACUGCAGAAACGGUUGGAAUUGGAGAUUCAUGUGACAAUCCCGAUCCCAAUGAGCCCGCGCGUAUAGAUACCGUCUUACAUUCAGUCAUUGUAGAGCUGCCAGGCAUUCCCAAAGAAGAAACCAAGACCUCCUUAGUUUGUGUACAAGAUUCAACUACAGAGACUCCCGUAAGCAUUUCACUUCCUGCAAAUUCUGUGGAGGGUUCGGUAAAAGCAACAGUUACAGUAAUAGGAGACCUUGUGGGUCGUGCGAUAGUCAACCCACAGUCUUUGACCAAUGAGCCCACAGGAUCUGGUGAACAGAAUGUCGCCACCUUGAUGCCAAUACCUGUAGUUCUUCAAUACAUGAAUAUAACCGGGCGCCUGACAGAGGAGGCUAGAUCCCGAAGCGUGGAGUUUAUGGGGAUUGGUUACAGGAGGCAGCUGCGCUUCCGAAAUUUUGAUGGAAGUUUCAGCUCUUUUGCAGGAGGAAAAUCCAGUUCAUGGUUGACUCUACGGACGCUGGAAACGUUUCAGUCCAUUGAGCCGUACACCUUGGUAGAACCCAAAAUAGUUAACCAAGCCUUGGUGUAUCUAGAAGGACUGAUGGAUCGGAACACUGGGGCUUUCAAACCUCAAGGGUCUCCGAUUAACAAUGCCCUGAUGGGCGGUGCUGAAGAUGAUGUCGCCUUUACUGCGUUAGUUGUAAUUGUCCUGCUCCAGAGAGAUUAUGCAGCAGCUCCCACACUACUUCGUGAUGCCAUGAAAUUCCUGGAUGAAGCCUCUCGCAGGAAUCAAAAUGUCUACAAUAAGGCUCUGCUAUUCAACGCUUUCGUGGUGGCUGGGAAUGAGGAGAGAAGCAAUGCUAUAUCUGAGCAGCUAAAAGAAGAGCAGAUAGAACAAGGAGGCACCAUUCACUGGGAGUAUCUCAACAAACCAAACAACCCAACAUCCUCUGUAUUCUCUCCGCGCGCUUCAUCCAGAGAUAUCGAGAUCACAUCCCUCGUACUGCAGGCAUAUUCCAUAAGAUUAAGAAAAUCUGAAUCCACAGAAGAUCUCAACUAUGUGUCAAAGAUCGCUCGCUAUUUGUCUGAGCAGCAGACCUCCCUUGGAGCAUACAGUUCGACAUUGGACACCGUGACUGCCAUAAAAGCCUUGUCUAGCUAUGGUGCAUUGGUGUACCAACCAGAUGCGAAUAAUGUUGUUGAAGUAAAAAAGGGAAAUGAGGUCGUCAAACAAUUCACCCUCGACUCUGCAAACAGGAACAUUCUGCAGACUCAUUCUCUGGCCAACAUAACUGGAGAUUAUAACAUGGUCGUCAGUGGAAAGGGUUGUGUCCUGCUCCAGACCACGGUGAACUACAAUAUUCCAGUGAAAGAGGAAGACUCUGCUUUCCAAGUGUCAGUUUCUAUUCCUCCUGAGAGCUGUGUGGACGGAGUGGCCUACACCAUGCCUGUGCACAUAAAUGUCAGUUAUAAUGGCCCCAGAAAUGAGUCCAACAUUGCCAUAAUAGACAUCGCAAUGCCCUCUGGGUACAGUCCGGAAUUCGAGUCAUUAACCCAGUUGAGAAGCCAUGUGGCCAAAGUGGAAGAGAAGAACGAUCACCUCAUCAUCUAUGUUGAAAAAUUCCUCAAAAACGACGUCUUCGCCUUCAAAAUUACACUACAGAUGGGUUCAAGGUUGCAAAACUUUCAGCCAAAAUAUGUCCAUGUCUCGGACAUCUAUGAGAAAGAGGAGAAUGGUAUAGCACUUCUCCGCCAUCCCUGCUCUACCCAGUGAUCGGAGGAGAAUAUGAAGGAUCGUCUCUUGUAGAAUUUCGAGCCUAUCCCUGUACUUAAAGCGCCACUGCUCAGUCACACCCUGAUGAUGUCAUCUCCUGUGGACAUGUGUAUGAUAUCUGCUGCCUAAGUACUUGGAGAAAACUAAUAAACUUGAAAUACUGCAUUA
This is a messenger RNA of Bufo bufo (common toad), 4494 nucleotides long. RefSeq names its product ovostatin-like. The record is from RefSeq and is a predicted model, not a curated record. Lineage: Eukaryota; Metazoa; Chordata; Amphibia; Anura; Bufonidae. The transcript has 35 exons. Gene Ontology annotation, cellular component: extracellular region. Gene Ontology annotation, molecular function: endopeptidase inhibitor activity. Bases 1 to 4326 code for a protein of 1441 amino acids.